AUGUCUACACCCGAAGACCUCCAGGAUCUGCAGCUACUUCACACCCACUUGUGGGGUCGAGAUAGAGUCGAAGUCCACAGUGACAUAGCUGGAAAGAGAUGGUCUACUAUCAACCUCACGCUUUUCCGCCUCGAACUAAAUCCCCGUCCUGAGGACCUGCUCCUGGUCCGCGAGGAGUACGUCCAUGCUUACGACACCAUUCUCAUGGAUACGGAGAGACAGCCGCCGGGACAUCGAUCUGCCUUCCUAGUCACAGGUCAACCAGGAAUCGGGAAAACCCUGUUCUUGUUAUACGUUUUGGCCCGUCGACUCCAGGAGAAGGAACCGGUCGCUCUCCAAAUCAACUCGAGUGAAUAUGCCCUCUUCUGCGAGCAGGGUGUUAGUAUACAUUCAUCGGAAUCUGGCCGUGUUCCAACCGGCGCAUGGGCGUUGUCCGAUUCGUCCGAUGGGCACCGUGGGCUUUGCAGCGCCUUCCAAAAGCCAUUUGCCCAUGUCAUACAUACGAGCUCGCCGGCUUCUUCUCGUUGGAAGGAUUGGGUAAAACGCCUCGGUGCUAUCAAGUACAUCAUGGACGUGUGGUUGCCGGAGGAAUUUCGAACGUUGCUCAUUAUGUUCAAACUCGAUGUGCUGCAGGGUAAGGCCCUCUUCGAUAAAUAUGGGCCGAGCCCCAGGAUUAUCAUCGACAUUCUCCGAAAAAGAACGCCGGAAAACGGUUACCUUCAGGAUAUCAAAACAGCAGCCGCCACAUUUGCGCGCCAGUUCUUGGUAAUGUUUCCCAAUAUCGAAAGCCUUGAUUUCAGUGGCGAUGUUUCGUCCAAGAUAUUCACUGUCAGACCCAACAACAACGAUCGGCGACUGGCUGCUCUGUCCAUCCCUACGCCGCUUAUCGCCAGUGCCCUCGGGGUGGCUUUUUCUUCUCAGGACCAAGCCACACGACACACCUUCUUCAACAUGCUCAAUGGACAUCCAUCUCUUCGCGGUGCCGCCGGAUGGCUCUUCGAGAGUUAUGCCCAUGUCUACUUCUCUGACCCAACUCGUGGCACGCUUAAAGUGUAUUGCGCCGAUCAAAAAUUAGCCCCGCUCUCCAUCCCUUACGCCGCCAGGAUGAUAGCAGGGUCGACCGCACUGAAGAAUAUCCAGCCACCCCACAAUUUCUAUUGGCGACCUCGAGAAACCAACUACCCUGGUGUUGAUGCUGUAAUUCGUGUUGACAACGAUGUUUACGCCCUGCAGUUUACGAUAAGCAGCACUCAUAGGUCUGCGGCAGACGGCCUCAAGAAGGUUCACAAGGAUAUGAAUCACAUAUCAAAUGUCACGUGGCACUUGGUUAUGGUAGGGUCAGAACAGCGCAAUGCAGAAUCUGUCCGCGAUAGGCAGAAGCUGACAGAUGGUUGGGAGGUAACGCAGGUUUAUGCGUGUGAGCUGCCUCUUGGUAAGCUCACUCAACGGGUGCAAGAGAAGCUUCAGAAUGUUUUCGACGAGUCCAGUGAGGAUUACCGAAGAGCGAACUCAGAUCUGGCAAUGGUCUAG
This is a messenger RNA of Cyclocybe aegerita, 1530 nucleotides long. NCBI's taxonomy places the organism in Eukaryota, Fungi, Basidiomycota, Agaricomycetes, Agaricales, Hemipholiotaceae. The record is from the annotation of a GenBank genome assembly.